This is a messenger RNA of Glycine soja, 1627 nucleotides long. Its product is annotated as WAT1-related protein At1g70260-like. Gene Ontology annotation, cellular component: plasma membrane. The transcript has 7 exons. The record is from RefSeq and is a predicted model, not a curated record. Bases 222 to 1304 code for a protein of 360 amino acids. NCBI's taxonomy places the organism in Eukaryota, Viridiplantae, Streptophyta, Magnoliopsida, Fabales, Fabaceae. Gene Ontology annotation, molecular function: transmembrane transporter activity.
ACAAGUGUUAUCAAUUCAAGCUCAAUAAAGAGAGGGUAAGUGGGUUUCUUGGUGCUUGUGCAAGCUCCAACUAGGGGCGCACACACACAAAGAUUAUAUACCACAUACUCAUAGUCCCUCUCUAAUUAUAGAUAUAUUAAGGAAGAAAGUGCUAUUUAUAUCAUCAUUAACAUAUAUAUUAGAACUCUCUAAGUGAGAGCAAAAGAAGGAAAUUAAAUUCAAUGGAGGCUAGGACUAAGAUGUCUGAAGUGCUACCAUUCAUAGUGAUGGUGAUUAUGGAAGGUUGGACCAUAGGACUCACGAUUUUUGCAAAAACUGCAAUAACUAAUGGAAUGAGUCCAUUUGUGUUCAUUGUUUAUACCAAUGCUCUGGCCACUAUAAUACUGUUCCCUUGUUUCUUUUUACCACACCAAGAGGACAGAAAGGAGAGGCCAUCUUUUACUUUCUCUUUGUUCAUGCGGUUCUUGUUCCUCGGUUUUAUAGGGAUGACGAUGACUCAGGCCUUUUUAUUCCUGGGUCUAAGCUAUAGUUCGCCAAUACUUGUGUGUGCCAUGAGCCACUUGAUCCCAACGUUUAAUUUUCUGCUCUCUCUCAUUCUCAGGAAGACAGAGUUGAAUCUGAGAAGCCCUGGUAUCCAAGUCCAAGUGAUUGGAAUCUUGGUAUCAAUAAUGGGAGCAGUGUUAGCUGAAUUCUUUAAGGGACCACUUGUAAGACCCUCUUCUCACCACCUUAGACACACUGAUAAGCAAUAUCUGGUAUUCUCCUCAACACCAGAGUUUUGGGUUCUUGGUGGCGCUUUGCUUGCUGCGGCUUCCUUCUCAGUUUCAAUUUCCAACUUUAUUCAGAAAGAAACUCUCAAGCAAUAUCCAGAACCAAUGAAGCUGCUCUCUUAUUCUAGCUUACUUGGGACUAUCCUUAGUGCAAUAGUCUCGGGGAUAGUUGAGAGGGACAUAAAUGCUUGGAAGAUAAAGCGUAACAAGGAUGUCAUUCUCAUUGUUCUAACUGCACUAGUUGGGGGAGUGAUUCGUCCUAAUAUUCAAGUAUGGUUCACUCGCAUGAAGGGUCCACUUUAUGUGCCACUUUUCAAGCCAUUUGGUAUUGCAUUUGCCACUACUUUUGCAGUUUGCUUCUUUUCAAACAGCCUUCAUUAUGGAAGUGUGAUAGGAACAACUGUACUUGGAAUGGGGUAUUAUACAGUAAUGUAUGGACAACUCAGAGGAAAUGAAGAAGAGACAAGCUGUGACGAAAGCUCUGAUUCUUUGGACAAGAUGGUACCCCUUUUGCAAGAAAAGAUGGAAGUGUGAAUAGAACUUCGAAAGAUUCUAGAGGCAGAGGAAUUCACCUAUUUUUCAGAAUCUUCCUCCCUUUCGUUCGAUUCGUUUCAAACGAUUGUGAUACAAAUACAAGUCUCUCCCAUGUUGCAAACAUUUUAAUUGUAAUUAACUCCAACUGUGUAUAUAUAAAUCAUGAAACAUGUAAGUAGCAUGCAAAAAAAGGUGGUCGAAUUUUUAUUUGAGACCUUUAUAUUUUCGUUGUACAAAAAAUUUCUCUGUAAAUAUAUGUAAUACACGUAUCUCGAGCUUUACUGUACUGAUAUAUGUGAUUCACAAGUUGUUUUUUUGGUACA